AAACGGGCUUCAAGCGAAUCUCGCAGAGCAGAUUAAAAGAAGAAGAAAGAGGAAUCGGAAAGCCGUUAGAGGAAAUUAAAAAAGAAUCCUCUCCCAGAAAUGGAGCUCCGGCACCGGCGGUAACAUUCUUCCAUAGGAGUGAACACUUAAUCGUCUUCUUCAUCCAUGAGGCGAGGCAGAGCCACAGAUCCAUUGGCGGUGGCGCAAACAGUUCAUGAACCAGUUAAGGAAGUCCGAUUCAGAGGUGUUCGGAAGCGUCCAUGGGGCCGAUACGCCGCCGAGAUUAGAGAUCCUUGGAAGAAGACACGCGUUUGGCUCGGCACCUUCGAUACGGCUGAGGAUGCUGCUAGAGCUUACGACGCCGCUGCUUUCUCUCUCCGGGGGCCGAAGGCGAAAACGAACUUUCCGUUGCAUCCGUCGGCGAUCUCUGUUCAUCAGCAAAUUCAUUUCUCGCAGGAGCCUCAUGAUUCCCGCGGAUUCUGCAAGAUUAGCAACUCUCCUGUCAAAAGACCUACAUCGAGUAGCCUAAGUUCCACCGUGGAGUCUUUUAGCGGACCGCGGGUUUCGAUUCCGGCUACAUCGGUUCCGAAGCUCCGCCGGAAGUCCCUGCCUCCGGUCUCGCCCGACGAUUGCCACAGCGACUGCGAUUCUUCGUCUUCCGUUGUUGAGGACAGUGAGGAAUAUGCUCAGACGCCGUCAAUUCACAAGGUGUUGCCGUUCGAUCUGAAUCUACCUCCUCCACUGCCGUCACUGCAGGACAUCGAUAUAUCCGGUGAUGAUCUUCAAGUUACUACUCUAUGUUUCUGAUAAUGGUCUGCUUUUCAAUCACAAAUAGCAAACGGUUCAUUUUUCUCCCACGCCUCUUCCAUUAUCUAUCUAAUUUUCUUAAUCGAUUGAGCAGAACCUUAGUCGUAACUUUAUAUCAACAUGCUUGUUGAAUGAGAAAAUUUGCUUCUCAACUCCUUAAUUUCUCAGUUCAUGGCGUAUUCUAGCUUAGCAUCUGGAUUUUAGCAACACAAAUGCUCUGAAUCUUUGUUUCCGCCUCUGUGUUGAAUGAAACGAAAACUCAUGGAUUCUGCCAGGGUUUUACAUUUUGAACGGAUUAUCUCGUUAAUCAUAUGAAAUAACUGUUCAUUU
Cucurbita maxima (winter squash) is the source of this 1137-nucleotide messenger RNA. RefSeq names its product ethylene-responsive transcription factor 3-like. NCBI's taxonomy places the organism in Eukaryota, Viridiplantae, Streptophyta, Magnoliopsida, Cucurbitales, Cucurbitaceae. The record is from RefSeq and is a predicted model, not a curated record. The coding region runs from base 166 to 807 and encodes 213 amino acids. The transcript is spliced from 2 exons. Gene Ontology annotation, molecular function: DNA-binding transcription factor activity; DNA binding. Gene Ontology annotation, biological process: regulation of DNA-templated transcription.